This is a messenger RNA of Paramuricea clavata, 1548 nucleotides long. The record is from the annotation of a GenBank genome assembly. NCBI's taxonomy places the organism in Eukaryota, Metazoa, Cnidaria, Anthozoa, Malacalcyonacea, Plexauridae.
AUGAAUUUUGGCGUUUUAGCCUCGAUACUUUUGUGGUUUAUUGUCACAAUUUUGAUUGCUUUUGGUUGUCUAUUCCUGUGUUUUAUGCUAUACUUGCAUUAUGUGCACAAACGGAACGCUCAUUUGCCAGGACCACCGCGUUCAAGCUUCAUAUUUGGCAACCUUGCUGACUUCUGGAAAUACAAGAAAGCGACAGGCAAAACUUUGGCUGAAUAUUCGCUGGAAAAGCGACUGGAAUAUGGACCAAUCUUUUUGAUAACGUAUUUUCACAGAUGUAUCGUAUACCUUGCCGAUCCAAACUAUAUUAGAGAAGUAUUUAUAAACAACCAUAAAUAUGUAUGCAAGGCCCCUUUUGUUUAUCAUAAAUUUGGGUUUAUAUUUGGGCAGAGGGGUAUCGGGUAUGGCAUAGUUACGAAUGUUGAUGACUUAUCCUGGCGUAAGAAACGGCACAUUAUGAAUCCGGCUUUUCAUCGGAAAUGCUUGAAAGAUUUCAUGACGAAUUUCAAUGAUGUUUCCGAUAGAUUUUUGAUUCGCAUGGGUGAGGUAGCUGAUGGUGGUAAACCUGUCAGUAUGGUUCAAGAAUUUGCAAAAGUCACACUCGAAGCUAUAAGUCAAGUGUCAUUUAAUAUCAAUACCAGCACGAUCGAGGACCCAGAAUCUCCAUUUCCCUCUGCAGUUCGCCACUACCUCGAAGGGGCACAAGCAAACUUUGAAAUUCCCUUAAACUCUGUAUUUAUGUCAAUUUUUCAAUUUAAACUAUUUCAAACAGAUUCCCAAAGAGUUCAAAUAAAUGCAGCCCAAUUUCUUCGAAAAUUUGCUUCAGAUUGUAUCACCACUAGAAUGAAGGACAUUGCUGAAAACAAGGAUGUACCCAAUGAUUUGCUGAAUCUUUUGAUUAACGAUGGUAGUUUAACAAGGGAGGAGAUCAUUGAUGAAUUCAUAACAAUAUUUAUUGCUGGCCAAGAAACAACCGCAAAUUCGUUGGCAUUUACAUUAUAUGAAAUUCUUAGAAACCCCCAUGUUGAAGCAAAGCUUUUGAAUGAAAUCAAAGAAGUUCUUGGUGAGCGACAAGAAGUUAAAUUUGAUGAUUUGGCAAAACUCAAAUACAUUGGUCAGGUAUUGGAAGAGAGUCUUAGAAAGCAUCCCAUUGUCAUAUCACCUAUAAGAAUUUUGGGAAAAGAGAUCACGGUUGGAGGCUAUCGAAUACCAAAGGGAAAUGGAAUCGCUAGCAGCCCCCUCUACUUUGCAAUGAACCCAGAAAUCUGGAAAGAUCCCGAAGUUUUUGACCCAGAAAGAUUUGCAGAUGCUGGAAACAUCCCAAACCUGAGCAUGAUACAUUUUCCAUUUUCCAUUGGUCCUCGUAAUUGCAUUGGACAAACAUUUUCAAAGUUUGAGUCCAAAGUUUUCCUCGCAAGGCUGUUUCAAAAUUUUCAGUUCAAGCUUCUCCCAGAUCAAACUGAUCGAAUGUUGAGUAGGAUGACCACGACACCUCGGGAUGGUGUGAUGUGUGAAGUUAAUAGAUGCACUGACCUGUACAAUAGUGAUUGA